This is a messenger RNA of Raphanus sativus (radish), 1659 nucleotides long. RefSeq lists its product as uncharacterized. Gene Ontology annotation, biological process: transmembrane transport. Gene Ontology annotation, cellular component: membrane. The transcript has 3 exons. Bases 70 to 1506 code for a protein of 478 amino acids. Gene Ontology annotation, molecular function: transmembrane transporter activity. Lineage: Eukaryota; Viridiplantae; Streptophyta; Magnoliopsida; Brassicales; Brassicaceae. The record is from RefSeq and is a predicted model, not a curated record.
GAUGAUUGAUGAAGAUGGUUAAGUGAAACUUGGAUUCCAAGGAACUCAUCUGGCAAAUACAGCGCAGCUAUGACAACACCAGCACGGAACAACCAUGCCUCUAGCGUGCAGAUUCAAGAACCAAGAACAAGAUCUCCUCUUCAUCCUCCUUCUCCAAUCGCCUUCAAGGAACAACAAGGUAGACCACCUUCCACAACACAACAAACAAUAGCAGGAAAACUAUUUAGAAACCUCUUCAAGGGUCUCCUCUUCUCACAACUGACCUUAAUCUCACUCUUGGUGAUAGUCCUCACAAUUCGCGGUCUCAUCUUAGCAAGUUCACACCAUUUCCACCCCAAGAAAUGGUAUCCUCCUUUACUAGCAUCAGUAGCUGUCUCGGGAGUUGCAUCUUUAGCCUGGCAAUGUAUCUUUAUCUACACUCCACCAAGAGCAGUCAGAGCAACGUUCUGGCUUAGUCCAAUACUCACAUGCUCUGUCGGUAUCUUGCUUGUUCUCAUUGGCUCCGCGGUAGAUGCAGGGGUCGGUGCUGUAUUUGUACUCUUCGCCAUUACUCAGUCUCUUUACGGUUGCUGGAUCACUCCGAGGCUUGAAUACACGGACAAGAUAUUAUCACUCGCCACAGCUUUUCCACCUGCAAGAACCAGAGAAGUAGCCACUUUAUCAAUCUUCACAAGUGUGGUUUACUCUUGUUUCUUGGUGACUGGCAUAGGAGGAGCAACUUCCACUAGAACAAGUCUAGAUCUCUUGUUCAUAUCCGUAAUCUUGAUAAGCUUAGCAUGGACCAUGCAAGCUCUCAAGAAUGCACAACAAGUUGCUAUUUCGCGAGCGAGAUACGUAAACUUUGCAUACGGAGAGGAUAUGGAUGCUUGGAGUGCGUUACACGUCACAGUGAAACACUUGAUAGGGAGCAUCUGCAUUGGCUCGACGCUUGUUCCGAUCAUCGUACUCAUCAGAGGAUCCAUCAGAAGCGUUAAUCUAAUGUCAGGGAGCAGCGACGAGGUCAUGUAUACAGGUGCUGACUGCUUCUCCACACUUGCCAACAAGCUGGUUACAUGUGGAAACAGAUGGGGCUUUGUACACGUGGGAACCUACGACAAAGGGUUCGUGGAGGCUUCGAGUGAUACGUGGAAGAAGUUCAGAAGUAACAAUGGGUUAGAGAAAGUGAUUGAUUCGGAUCUCACUAGCUCCUUGUGCUUCCUAAGUGCUGUUUCUGUUGGAGCAGUCUCUUCGUUGACCGCAGGGAUAUGGAUGUUGCUGAUCCACAAGGACUAUGCCUUUGAAGUGACGCUCUACGCUUUCGUUAUUGGAUAUUUUGUGGGAAGGGUAGGUUUGGCGUGGCUACAAGCGUGUGUGUUGGCUUACUAUGUAGCUUACUCUGAAGAUCCUCGGAACAUGCGGUUCGACGGUACGAUUCCUCAACGUAUUCAGCGUCUUCAGGUGUUAAGGGCUCACCGAGAUAACAGGGAGCAGCAUGAGGUGGGGAGGGAGAGACGAGAGAGUGAUUGAGUCUCCAUGAGAUUCAUAACAAACAUGGGAUGGGAAAAAAAAUGAUUAGUACUUUUAUUUUUCAAGAUUAUAGAUUCUAUUGAUAGGAAAGUUAGAUUCAAUGUGUUCAUAUGCCAUGUGGAUAGUAUCCUUAUUCUUCCUAAAUAUCUAAAA